Molecule: messenger RNA, 1162 nt
Organism: Rubroshorea leprosula
Lineage: Eukaryota; Viridiplantae; Streptophyta; Magnoliopsida; Malvales; Dipterocarpaceae
Source: the annotation of a GenBank genome assembly
AAGCCAUCAAUUCUCCAAUUCAAACCCAAGUUUUUUUCCUUUAAAAAAAAAUGAAACCACAAAUGCCAAACCCUUGUUUCUUCUCCAAUUAAAACAAACCAAAACCAAAACCAAAACCAAAACUAAUUCCUCCUCUUCAAAAUCAAACCUUGUUUUUCACUCUUCCCUUCUCCCUUCUCUUCUUCCCUAAUCUUAAGGUUGGUGGUGGUUGUUAAGUUAGAACUCCGUUAAUGGAAAACUCAAGGGGAGCACAGGAGAGGAAGAACCCAUCUCCCUUAAACUCCCCCAACAGCAACGGGAGCAGCAGCAAUGGCAAUGCCCUCCAAAUUCAUACCCCACCAAUUUCUCCUAUACCCAUCUCCAGAUCUGACACUAACCCUUACCCUACAACCUUUGUUCAAGCAGACACCACUACCUUCAAGCAGGUGGUCCAGAUGCUGACCGGCUCGACGGAAACUGCAAAGCAGGCAUCCAAGCCACCGAGUCAACAGCACCCGUCGCUACAGCAGCAGCAGCAACAGCAACAACAGCAGCAUCAAGAUCCGUUACCUUCCAAGUCCUUUGCCAUUCCCCCCAUCAAGAACAACAUUCCCAGGAAACAGAGCUUCAAGCUUUACGAGAGAAGAAACAACAACAUCAAAAACAGCCUCAUGAUCAACACUUUCUUCCCCGCCGGUGUUGCGGGUAGCCCCAGUUUCUCCCCUCGGAAGCCACCGGAGAUCUUGUCACCGAGCAUCCUCGACUUUCCUAAGCUUGUCCUCAGCCCUGUUACCCCCUUAAAUGAUGAAGAUCCCUUCAACAAGUCUUCUCCUUCGCUAGGAAACUCAUCUGAGGAAGAGAAAGCAAUUGCAGAAAAAGGAUUUUACUUGCACCCAUCGCCGAUGUCGACUCCUAGAGAUUCUGAGCCUCAGCUUUUGCCACUUUUUCCGGUGACCUCACCAAAAGUUUCAGGGUCCUCUUCUUGAAGAAAAGCCAUGUAAUUUGAGAGUGAUUGAGAAAAGGGUUUAAUGGUUUUUGGAUGAUUUUGAGGAGCUCUGCUUCAAUUGUACAAUUUGAUCUCUCUUUUAUAUGGUAAAUUUUACUUCUUUGUUUCUCCGUUCAUCUUUCUCCUAUUAUUUUUAGGUUUUGGUUUGGAAAUUGGCACUAAAAUUUCAAAACCAUA